UGGGCAGUAAAAUUGAAAUCUCUGAUGAGCCCCUCUUUAUAAGUCAAAUCACUUUGUCGAUACGUCGAUGCACGCUGCUAUUCUUUUUUUCUUCUUCUAAUUUUCACUCCAAGUUGUGUUAUUACGGAGAUUUUAGUGUAAGCUUGCAUUCGGCUAUUUCUCUUUAACUGCUACAAGCACCAUAGGCUAGAGGACGACGCAAAAGGUUACAGUAUCCCAGCGAAACAAGCCGAUUUAAUCGUUAUAUACCGGCGAAGGGGAAAAAUUAAUUGUAAAUAGCUGUUCGUUUUAGGUUUAGCCUUCAAAUACAAUGACCGAUUCCAUCGUCGAUGCAAAGUUGGAGUUGAAGCAGGCCAGUAAAGAAUUCAAAGAGAGCGAGAAUGUAGCAGAGAAGUAUUCCGCGAUGACAGUGUCAAAGAACAGCGACGUGAACAUGAACGUCGGCGAACUCUCCGCCGCAUUCACUGCGGUCCCUACUCACAAAUCUGUCAAGAAGCAGCUCCAGUUUGCCAGCCAGGAAGAGAAGCAGGAGUUCAGCAAGUUCCCCACGAAGACAGGCCGCCGCUCCCUGUCCCGCUCCAUCUCGCAGUCGUCCACCGACAGCUACAGCUCCGCUGCUUCCUACACGGACAGCUCGGACGAUGAGACAUCUCCUCGAGAGAAGACUCAGGUGAACUCCAAAGGCAGCAGCGACUUUUGCGUCAAGAACGUAAAGCAGGCGGAGUUCGGUCGGCGCGAGAUUGAGAUUGCAGAGCAAGACAUGUCUGCUCUGAUCUCCCUGAGGAAGCGCGCCCAGGGGGAGAAGCCACUUGCUGGGGCCAAAGUGGUUGGCUGCACCCACAUCACUGCACAGACCGCAGUCCUGAUUGAGACGCUGGUUGCCCUGGGCGCUCAGUGCCGCUGGGCUGCAUGCAACAUCUACUCUACUCAGAAUGAGGUGGCGGCUGCCCUGGCAGAGACUGGAGUGGCAGUGUUUGCCUGGAAGGGAGAAUCUGAGGAUGACUUCUGGUGGUGCAUCGACCGUUGUGUCAACACGGAAUGCUGGCAGGCUAACAUGAUCUUGGAUGAUGGUGGUGAUCUGACUCAUUGGGUAUAUAAAAAGUAUCCCAGUGUGUUUAAAAAGGUGCGAGGAAUUGUGGAGGAGAGUGUCACUGGAGUUCAUAGACUGUACCAGCUGUCUAAAGCUGGAAAACUCUGUGUCCCUGCCAUGAACGUCAAUGACUCUGUCACCAAACAAAAGUUUGACAACCUCUACUGCUGCAGGGAAUCCAUACUGGAUGGUCUUAAGAGGACCACAGAUGUGAUGUUUGGCGGGAAGCAGGUGGUGGUUUGUGGCUAUGGAGAGGUGGGCAAAGGAUGCUGCACUGCUCUGAAAGCAUUGGGAGCCAUUGUAUGUGUAACAGAGAUUGACCCUAUUUGUGCUCUCCAGGCCUGUAUGGAUGGUUUCAAAGUGGUCAAACUCAAUGAGGUAGUUCGCCAAGUGGACAUGGUUAUAACCUGCACAGGGAACAAAAACGUGGUUACCCGUGAGCAGUUGGAUCGUAUGAAGAAUGGCUGCAUUGUAUGCAACAUGGGCCACUCCAACACAGAGAUUGAUGUGGCAAGUCUGCGGACCCCAGAGCUGACCUGGGAGAGGGUGCGCUCCCAGGUAGACCAUGUCAUCUGGCCUGAUGGGAAGAGAGUCAUCCUGCUGGCAGAGGGGCGCCUUCUGAACUUGAGCUGCUCCACAGUGCCCUCUUUUGUGCUAUCCAUCACAGCCACCACACAGGCCCUAGCCCUUAUAGAGCUGUACAAUGCACCAGAUGGGCGUUACCGACAGGAUGUGUACCUGUUGCCCAAAAAGAUGGAUGAAUAUGUGGCAAGUUUGCAUCUGCCCAACUUUGAUGCCCAUCUCACGGAGCUGUCAGAUGAGCAAGCUAAAUAUAUGGGCCUCAAUAAGAAUGGACCAUUCAAGCCAAACUACUACAGAUAUUAGUAUGUAUGAAUCACAGUGACCUUCAUCAGGGAAGGAGAGACCUGCAUUAGCCAAGCAAACCAAGAGAUUUAUUUUCUAUUUACUGUACAUUUCUAAAAGGAAUACUUGAUUCAAAGUGAAUGUUAUUCUUAUUUAUAGUGUUAUUAACAUAUAGUGACCAAAUUUAUGUUUUCCACAUGUAAACUAUAAUCACCUAGCAUUUCAUUAGAUUAUAUUAUACUGUAUGCAUAUCUUCCAAUCAUAUUAUGAGGGGACCAUGGUCUGUAGGCCUAACAUUGUGCCAUAUUUUGGUGGUGGUGAAGAGUCUAAGGGGUACAUUCUGUCCCCCUUUUUUUUUUUUUACGCAUUUUAGCACUCAUUUUGGCUUUCAACAUUACAUAGACCCGUCUGCACGAAACUCAACAGAAACAAGAUAGUCAAAGCACUGAAUUAUGCUCUCAACAAUUUGGUUCAUGACACACUUAAACUGAAGUGUGCUUGUACGCGCAUACGUCAGUGUUACAUUUAUGGAAUUUAGCAGACAUCACAUUACAUUGUAAGAAUUCAAUUUCUUUCCUGAGUAAGAAGUUAUCAUAAGUAUACAUGUCAGUUCUCCAGAAGAAAGUAACUUUGUCUGCUGUUAUGCAAUAUGUAUAUUACUCCCAAGGGCUAGAGUGUUCUAGAGUUAGAUACUCAGUAUAAACUGGGAGUACCAGGACAGAAAGUUGCCUGCAAGAAUUUGUACAAAUAGUGACAGCUCUUCUCCCACCCUCUCUACUCAUUUUAUCAGUGUCCUUCGGCGGUAUUUUACAUGACUUCAGAAAUUCACCCAGAGCUGUAUGUGCAAAGUAAUAGAUGGGUCAAAUGGACUUCAUCCAACAAUCAGAUAAGAGAUUAAACAUUUUGCUUUUGAUGUGAGUUCCAUGAUUCUUUUUAUUAACAGCAGUUUCCCCAGCACAUGCCUGGCUCCAGGCACACAACCUUUGGUUAAUAUAUCAAAAUCAGUGAAAAAGUCUCAAACAAAUAUCACUGUGAAUGCAUUGAAUAGGUGUACCUAUUUAUCUUAACUGAACUAAAUUCUAUUUGUUAACAAACCUCAAAUGUUCAAAUGACACAUUCCCUGCCAUGUUAUCAUCAUUAAAUGUCUGAUCUGUUCAAAAAGUGGAUUGGGUUAUUGCUGGAAAUAUGGAUAAGAAAAAUUCA
Messenger RNA from Electrophorus electricus (electric eel), 3157 nucleotides. It is a transcript of the gene ahcyl1, whose product is annotated as adenosylhomocysteinase-like 1. Gene Ontology annotation, cellular component: cytosol. Lineage: Eukaryota; Metazoa; Chordata; Actinopteri; Gymnotiformes; Gymnotidae. Gene Ontology annotation, biological process: L-methionine cycle. The record is from RefSeq and is a predicted model, not a curated record.